Auanema sp. JU1783 is the source of this 5787-nucleotide messenger RNA. Lineage: Eukaryota; Metazoa; Nematoda; Chromadorea; Rhabditida; Rhabditidae. The record is from the annotation of a GenBank genome assembly.
AUGCUGCGAGAAGCUUCAAGCGAUGAAGUACUUCGAGUCCCAAAUGAUCUCCACAAUUACCGUGAUCGCAUCGAUGCCGGAUUGGAAAUUGGAAAGAAAAAUCGCGAAACAGUUAAAGAUUUGACUGACCAGGUUCAAAGAAUUCGAAAAAGAGCAGCUGAAGAAGCUUCUUCUUCUGCUUCCCUUUCUCAUGUAAAUAUCACUUCACCCUCUCUCUAUACUAAUGUGUUAAGAGAUAACUACUUGAUCUCAGGUGAUUCGGCGCGACAGAUGAAGCCUCGACACAAAAGUCUUGGACGAUUGGAUCGUAACGAUUCAUUAUGGUCUUCGGACGUUCUUCCAAGCCACCAUCGGUCAUCCCCCCGACUGAAUAUCUCUUCAGAUGAAGCCGAUUAUGAGCAGGUCGAAAGCCUCUAUUCAAAGCUGAAAGCUGAACUAUUCAAAAACUCGACGUUAGAAGAGAUGAACGAGAUGUUACGAGAAGAGAACGAUGCUGCAUUACAGGCAAACGAAGGAUUACGCUCGGAUGUUCAAAGCUUAACGAGAGCUCUGGAGAGCUUAGAGACGCAGCAUCAGCAAGAUCAAAACCGUUUCCAGUCUGAGAACCAGAGAUAUCGAAGCCACUUGGAUAACCAACAUCGGCAGCUAAUUGCCUUAUGGAAAGCGUUUACUUCCGUUAAGCGACAGGUCCACGAUUUACAAAUCUCAACGACGAACGACAUUGACAAGCAGAAGACCGAAUUUGCUCGUUGUGCUUCAGCCAUGCAGAGAGCUAUCCGACAAGUGGAAACUAAAAAGAAAGCUCAAGAAGAACAGGAGAAGAUGGAUAAGGAAGAGCAGCUGGAUGAGAUAAUCAAGAAGUACGAAGACGUCUAUUCGCAAGUGCGAAAGAUUGAGAAAGAGCUGCAAGACAAGAACGUCCAGCUUUCCAAAAAGGAACUAGAACUUCGACGAGCACGUGAUGAGAAUGAAGACAUUCUGAAUAUGAUCGAAAAAAUUGAACGAAUGCCCGAAUUGUCUAGUGGAAUUCAAAGGAAGCGAACACGCAGUGCCAGUCCAAAGAACGACUCAACGGAUUUGAUUCGUCGAAUAAGAAACAGCAUUUCUUCCAAAACAAAAGAACUGAGGGAUUUGGAAGAGAAGUUGGAAUCUGCUGAUUCUGAAAUACGACGUCUUCAAAAAGACUUAGACACUAAGAAUCGAGGAGAUCGAGAGAAGCGUGACUUGGAUCGUCAAAAUCGGGAAAGGAGUCGUGAGAGAGAAAUCAAAAUCAAAAACUUGGAUGCUGAUCUUCUUCGUUUGAAUAAUAAAAUCCAGGCAAUGGAGGAGGAAAAGGAAUCACGGGAUAGUCUCGUUCAGAAGCUACAUGACAACAUGGCAGAGAUUCAUAGAAACCAUAAACAAUAUCUGGAAGAUUUGACUGUACGUCAUCGUGAUGAGAUCAAUACGAGGGAAGAAGCGUUCAACUCCGAUUUGAAAAAUAAGAGCGAAGAAUAUGAAUUGAAACUUCUGAAGAUGAACCAAGAAAAUGAGAGAAACCGGGCAGAGUUGGAAGAACUACGCCAAGUCUUACGGGAAAUGAAAGCAGAGUCAAUGAGUCUGAAGAAGACUAUUGAUGAGAAAGAAUUCAAUAUUCUGACUUUGGAAGAAAAUCUGAGUGCUCUCAAAAACAAAGUGGAGUUAGAGACAAACAGGGCAGAUGAGAAGGAGAUGGAGAUGGUCGAACUGAAUGGUCGAAUCGAAGAGUUCAAAGCCAAAGAAAGCGAUCUGAGGAAAGAGCUUCUUGAGAUACAAAACCACAACGAUGUUCUUAAUAUGGAAACGAAGCAAUCUACCGAGUUGAUGACCAAUCUUCGGUCGGAAGUCUCUGAACUUUAUGAGAAGUUGGACGCUGCCAGUCACACAGAAGAACAAAUCCGUGGUCAGCUGGAAAAUCAAGUGAACAACACUAGCGAGUUGAAUGAUUUGCUGAAAUCGUUGAAAACGACAAUUCAGGAUUUGGAAGUCAAAUUAGAAGCUACAAUGGAAGACGUUCGUAUGGCUCGCGAUGAUUCUGAUAACAACAGGCAUUUGUUCAAAGAAAAAGUCAAAGAAGUCACAGAGAUCACAAAGAUUCUGGAAGAUCUGAAGAGAGAGAAAGAAGUUUUCAUUGACGAUUUCAAUACUGUGAAGACCGAGAAAGACAAUUUCUCUAGCAAAGUCAUUGAAAUCGAGAAAGAGAUCCAACAGAAGAAUCAGAAUGAAGAGCAGUUGCGACGGUUGAUGGAAGAACUUCGGGAUGGAUUGGAGAGCAAGAAGGAAGAGUCUCAGCAACGUCAGAUAAGAAUCGAAGACUUAGAAGCUCAAUUAGAAACUUCAAACGCCAAUAACGGGAAGCUCGAGGAAAUCCAGAAGGCAGAGCUGCUGCGAAGAGAAGAAAUUCAGAAGGUCAAAGACUUGGAGAAUGAGCAAAUGCUGCAGUCCCAGACUGAAGUCUCAACCAAAGAAAUUAAAAAGUUGGAAAAGCAUCUAAAAGGCGCUGAAGAACGCCUGGGAGAGCUUACGACUCUUCACGAGAAGUUAAUGGAAGAAGAGUUGGAACUCCGAAUGAAGCUCGAUGAAACAAAAGAGGAAAUGGAACAGUCAAAUGCUAAAAAUAAAAAAGAGAUCGAAGGUCUGACAGCUCAGAAUCAACAGGAAAGGGAAGAGUGGGAUGAUGAGAGAGCUCAGCUUGAGAAAGCAAAGGCGAAUGCUAUUGGAAAAAUGAGAGAAGAACUGGAGAAAGCUGAAGAAGAAGUGAAAGAAGGUGCAACGAGAGAAGACAACCUCCAGAAAACGAUUGAUGAGUUGAACGAGCAAAUAGAACAUCUCGAGAAAAAAUCUUCUGAAGUUAAUCGGAACGUCGAAGAGAGAAGCUAUGACCUGAAGAUGAAAGAGAAAGAACUGGAAGAUGAUCGACGAGCAUUGAACGUUGAAAUGGAAGAACUCCAUUUGAAGUUGAUCAAGUUAUCUGGAGAUUUGCAAGAGAGCCAACGGAAGGUAGCAAAUCUAGAGAAGGAGGCCCUGAAGACAGAAAUGGUUCUGACCAAAAAAACAGCUUCCUUGGCGGAGUUCGAAGAUAAAAUAGAUUCUUUGAUGAGAAACGUACUUGAUCAUGAGAGAGCUGAAAACGAUUUGAAAGACAAGUUCGCCGUUCUGGAGAGGGAAAACUCAGAAUUGAAAUCAACGAAGGAGCGAGUUCAGAAGAAACUACAAGAUGAACUCUCCAGGAAUCAAGAAUUGGAAAACCGUCUCAGAGAAGCUAACAAAGGAAUUCAGAAUGUCAAAGUAAGAAACCAGAUCGAGGAUGAAAUGAAAGCUGAAAGAGAUACGAAGUUACAACAACUAGCGAACAAAAAGAAGCAACUAGAGCUCGAGUUGGCAGAUAGCCAGGCUAAGGCUGAUUCAAAUUCUGGUCUUGUAAAGAAAAUUGAAAAUGAAAUGGCAUUGAUUGGACAGGAGCUACGGAACGAAAAGAGCAAAAACUUGGAAUUAUCAAAAAGUAAUGGAGAGCUUCGUCAUUCGGUCAAACAUUUGUCCGAAGAAUUGGAAUCAGCCCGUAGUUCUUUGGAAAAGAAAAUAGCUUCCAGUAGGCAGGCGAAUGCAGACCUUCUUUCUAAUUAUCGCGAGUCUGAAAAACGUGCCGUCGAUCUUCAGACUGAAUGUGAACAACUGAGAGGCCAAAUUGCUACUCUGACCUUGAAAUUAGAACGAAUGGAAACGAAGAAAAGAGAUGUUGAACGCCGUUGUGACGACAUGGAUGCACGAAACUCGGAGUUGAGUCGUCGUUUGAAUCAGUACGAGCGUAGUGCUCGCAUGGCUCUAAAUUUAUCAAUGGGACCUCAAAGCAAUAUGAGGCCAGGUGUUUCUACUACGGACCUUCCUCGUUCAGCUCUGUCUGGAAUCAGUGAGCCUCAUUCAAUCAUCAGAGCUGCCACUAGCUCAGCCGAUCUAUCAAUGAGACAUAGUCCAGACAAAGCGGUUCAUUUCAACGAUGAUUUGGAUAUUGGUGGACAGUUGGAUAUGAGUUCAUCUAUGGACAUCACAUUGAGAUAUUUGAAAGAAAGAAUAACUCAAUUAGAGCGAGAUAAAAGCUCGUUGGCUUCCGAAAUUGACGACAAGACCUUCGAUUUGAAGAACAAUAAGAAGCAAUUGGAAGAAGCUACCUCUUUGCUCAAGGAAAUGGAAAAGAAAUUGAACUCAAUGGAGGACGAUAAUCGAGCUUUAGAGAAUCGUCUUGCUAGUCAACGACAACUUUACUUAUCCAACGAAGAAACUAACCGUAGCCGAGAAUCUGAACAAAGAACUUUGAAGUCCAAAAUAUCCAAUUUCGAGAUUCAUUUAAGAGAGAAAGAUAGCAAACUGACGCAAAUGAUGUCACAGCUUGAAGCCUUGCGUCUCGAAUUGGCGUCUGUAAACGGAGAGAAACAGAAGCUGUUCUCCAACCUCAAAUCAGCAGAAGAAGAUCUCCGAGAUACUGAAGAUGAGAAGAAGGCUAUUGAAAUGGAACGGAACCGAUUCCAACGAAGUCAUAAAGAGCUUCAGGAAGAUCUUAAAGCCGUCACCAAACGUUUUGAAAUUGCUGAAGAAGACAGAUCCAAAUGGGAGAAGUCCUAUCACGAGCUAAAAAGAAGCUCCCAGAGCGAUCGUGAUAAUCUUGAAAAGCUUCAAGCUGAGGAGAGACAUUGGAGAUUAACGGCCGUGAAUGUCAAGAAAAGUUCAGAUGAUUUUCACAAGCAAAAGUACGACGAUAAGCUUGCGAACCUUCAGCACAGCCACGAUGCCGCUGUUGGACGUUACGAGGCGGCUCUAGCUGAUUCCGAUAGACUGCGACAAGAGUUGCGUGAUUACAAUCAGAAAAUCAUAAGUUUGAACACGAAGUUGGCUGACGUCGAGAACAAGGCCGCAGCGGAUCGUGAACAUCGACAGAAUCUGAGCCAGCAGAUUGCCUCAUUCCAAAAGAUCGAAGUUGAAUGGAACCGAAUGGAAAAAGAAAUGCGGGAAGAACUGAAAAUUCUGAGAAAGGAGAAGCUUCAUUUGACUUCUGAAGUUGAGGAUCACAAACGCAAAUUCACGAGAGUUGAUAUUGAAAGGAAAGAGUUGGACUCUAUCCGUGCACGUUUGGAACGAGAAAUUGCUGCCCUGAAGAAGCAUUUGACGGCUCUAGAGGAAGAUCGCAAUCGGAUGGAUUCAGCUGUCAGAGAGACCAUGUCUGAACGGAAGGCUAUCGAUAAGUCACUGGCUGCAAUGGAAAAAGAGAACUCAGAGCUUUAUCGCAACUGUUCCCAGCUGCAAGCUCAGAUUCAACAAUUAGAAAAAGAUAGCAGUCAGAGAACUGUCAGCAAGUUAAUGAAAGAACAAGCUUCAUUUGAAAAUCGCAUUAACAAGCUAUCGCAAGAUAAGAAGCAGUUAGAAAUUCUGUUGGAGCAACGUGAAAACGCUUUCACUCACAAAAGAAAAAUGCUCGAGUCCCAGCUAUCACUUUUGCGUGAACAGCUAGAAGCUGAACGUCGUCGUCGCACAUCUGGCCGAUUUGAUCGUUCAACAGACAGUCGAAUGAGUCGUUCAACAGCAGCUGGAACUCCGUCCAGUGGUACAGCAUCACGCGGUGUAGGGAAAAGUCCAUUUAGGGAAAAGAUCUCAACAUCUUGCACUUCACUUAGCAAAAUACAAGCAAUCUCACCAACUCAAAAAUAUACAAAAAUAGUCAAAAUUCACAGCACUUCAGGUGAAAGCAAUCAUCUGCCGUCUCUAUCCGCACCUCUUUAG